AAACCCAUUUUUUAAUAACAGCCAUCAAACAUGGCGGCCGCCAUCAAUCUCAACGAUGUCCGACGUAAUUUCAUCAAAUACACACCAUACUGCGGCGCCGUUGGCUACUCUAUCCUAGCCAUAAGCUCUAUGGGCGUCGAACCACCAAGUUUUAGUGAUUUCGGCCGAGUUGCUACAUUCCAUACAUCUCUGUGUAUCUCGCAUUUCGGCUUUGCAGUGUACUUCUACAACAGACCGAUCUUGGACGUCGUGAACCCCCCAAAGGCCAAGCGAGUUCUGUGGAGUGUAUUUGGCACGUUUAUGAUGAAUCUUGGCUCUUUGUUAUUCUGGGCGAUAGCUAAAGAAGUCGGGCCGGAAAAUAAGCUCGCUCGUGCAGUAAUCGGGCUUUCCUCGGCGGCUGGUCUGGCUUACGUUGCUAGGGACUUUUUGCAUGCUAUGGACGAAGCAAGAAAGGGUAUCUUGGCAGAGCGAGUGGAAGAACAGCCUAAAGCUUAAUAUGGAUAGAAUAACUGAGGACAGUUCAAGUGUUAACAAACCUAAGUCAUCUACUAACAAGGCACAUGAAAAAGAGUUGUCAGUAAGAGUAUAAGAUGAAACCUUUUUUUAAGAACUUUAAAAUACCAUAUUUUACCUAAAGCAGGCAUGGGGAUGUUUAAAGAGCUAACAGUGUGAUAAGGAGGCUGGCAGAACUCUGUUUCAUAGCUGUCAACUCACCCACAUUAGGCAGGUGUCACAAGAUUUUGGACCUCAUCACAAGCCUAAUUUUUGUGAGAAUUUUCAUACAUUCUCUGUUUUCACCCACAUUGGCUCCCUUUCACAUACUUACUCUAUUUCACCUGAUUUCACAAGAUUUCUGUCCAAAUUGGGUUGACAGCUAUGCUGUUUCUUUAUCUACCCAUACUUCAUUUUCAGAUCCCCCCCCCCUCAAGGCUAAAGACUAGACUACACUUAUGAUGUCUUUUCUUGAGAUUUUAACAAAAUGAUGAGAGGUGAUUAAAGAUUGCUAGCAAGGCUAUGUAUUAUGUAAUUUUUCAUGUAUUGUAAAAUUGGCUAAGCAUCAACUCUUAUAAUAGAAAUCUUAAUUAUUAAAGUUAAUUCAGAGGUU
This is a messenger RNA of Nematostella vectensis (starlet sea anemone), 1105 nucleotides long. RefSeq lists its product as uncharacterized. Lineage: Eukaryota; Metazoa; Cnidaria; Anthozoa; Actiniaria; Edwardsiidae. The record is from RefSeq and is a predicted model, not a curated record. The transcript has a single exon. The coding region runs from base 31 to 495 and encodes 154 amino acids.